AAGGGGCGCGAGCGGAGCGUCCCUCCUGUGCUCCGCUAUACGCGCUGUGGAGGCCGCGGGUUUUAUUCAGGCAAAACUUGAACUGAAAGGCCUGAUUUCAGCAGCCAUGGGACUGUCUGCAUCCGCCCCAGCGGCCACAGCUCAGUCAGCAGCCGAGCCAUCCAAACAGCACCAGGCAGCCUCUCCACCUUCAGAAUGCCCCAUGCAUCGGGAGAAAGCGAGAGGUUGUCCGAUGCACAUGAAGACUUCUGACCGUAGGGCUGAGGACACAGAUAAUGUUCCUGCACAUCAGGAAAGAGCAUAUGAAUAUGUAGCGUGUCCUGUCAAGUCUGGGACAUCUCAAGCAAACAGUGACAUAGAUCCUAGCAAUAUGAUGCCUCCUCCUAAUCAGUUGCCAUCUCCAGAUCAACCAUUUCCAUUGUCAACUGUUAGAGAAGAAUCUUCCAUUCCUAGGGCACACUCUGACAAGAAAUGGGUCUAUCCUUCAGAGCAGAUGUUUUGGAAUGCUAUGCUAAGAAAAGGGUGGAGGUGGAAAGAUGAUGACAUAACAAGUGAAGAUAUGACUAACAUCAUUAAGAUUCACAAUCAAAAUAAUGAGCAAGCUUGGAAGGAGAUUUUGAAGUGGGAAGCUCUUCAUGCUAUGGAAUGUCCGUGUGGACCAUCCCUGAUGCGGUUUGGAGGCAAAGCAAAGGAGUAUUCACCAAGAGCCAGAAUACGUUCAUGGAUGGGGUAUGAGCUUCCCUUUGACAGACACGAUUGGAUUGUUGACCGAUGUGGAAAAGAAGUGCGGUAUGUUAUUGAUUACUAUGACGGUGGUGCAGUAGAUAAGAACUAUCAGUUCACUAUCCUGGAUGUUCGUCCUGCAUUUGAUUCUCUGUCGGCUGUGUGGGACAGGAUGAAGGUAGCCUGGUGGCGUUGGACUUCUUAACUACUCUUGUUAUGUGUGAUCAAAAAGUAAACCACUUGCCUCUGAGGUUUGAGGGUACGUGGACAGUAGGACAUGAAAUAGAAGUUCAGUAAAACUGUGAUUAUUUUCAUCACCACUGUUCUUUGGGGAGGGGGCAUGACGAGGGGUGAAGAAAUGCAUUGUUAAGUAUACCAAUGCUUUAUGAUACUGUAAAUUAUAUAAUAAAAGUACAGAAGCAAAAACAUGCAUCUUAAUUUUCGUAAGACCUGGGAAAUCUUUUAUUCUGUUACAAAUCUUGCAUAAGAUUUCCUUCUUUCAUUUCAUGCCUUUGGUGCUGUACCAAAUACAUUAGAUUUCUGGUUCUGACUGUGGUUUUGAGCACUACUUAAAAAUAGUGAAAACUGGAAGUUUCAUGAACGGUUGCCCUUAGUUACAGUAUUAGCAUACUCAGAUAAAGCGUAAAAGUUGUGGACUGCUACAAACUGCAUGUUUUACUAAGUAUUGAAAACUACAUGCUUGUUUUCACAUGGGCACUUUACCUGUUUAAAUAUGUUUCCUCAGAAAAUUUCAGUCAAAUCUAUUCUGUUAAAGAAAUACGAGUGUUGCAGUGUGAGUAUUUCUAAAAGUGUGUUCAAUUGAAAAUGUGGAGAGUAUACUUAAGCCUUAAUUUGCAGUUUAUCUUUGAACAGAAGAACAGCUGAUUGUUACAGGCAGGAAAUGAGUGUGUCGGCUUCUCUUAAAACAACACUUCUCAAAGGAAAUAAGGUUGAUCUCUAAUGAGUAUUUAUUUAAUCAUUUUAAAAGUUUGUUUUCUGAUAUAAGAAAAUUGUAUUCUUUUUGCUGCACUUGUGUGCUUUUCUGUCUUUAUUGUGUCUUCUCAUGUAUUCAGGACAGAAACUUUAUUUAAAGAAUGUGUCCGGCACUGCAUCUGGAUUUUGCAUCGUAGUUUCAUCACCUGUAGUGUAGUAUUUCUUAAUUCUUUUUGAAAUAUAUAACAGUUGCACAGAGGUGUAUGACUACGUAGUCAUAACACGUUCCUUCGUAGCAGUGAUAGUGAGGUGUGGUACAGAUGUGUAUAUGACUUGGCUAAAAGGGUAUCCAAAGCACAAGUAAAUACUUUGCAAGUAAGCAAGGUUGAGUUGAGCAUUUUUUGAGAGUGAUGCUUGUUAAUUUUGUGUGGAUGAACAAACACUUUGUGUUUGUACUUAAUAAUUUUUUUCCUUUUUUAAAGUCUUCUACUGUAAUAGCUUUAAAUUUGCAUGGCUUGGUAAAUUUCCUGAAAUUACGUUACUCCUCCCUUUCAGCAUACAGUACUGUUGAGGAGAAGUCCUCUGUGCAAAAGACUUGAGAACAGAAAGAAUAACCAAAUACCACAUUGUAGUUUAAGUCAGAGUUUCUUCUUGUAACUUAAACUGUCAACCAGCUGUACCUUAAUUUUCUGAAAGUGGUUAUUUUUCAUUGAUAACAGAAGCUUUUUGUUUUCUCUCAAGGGGAGAACACCUUAGUACUUCAGUAAAGUAACUCUUCUCAAUUAAGAAAAUAGGCAGGGAAUCUUCCAUAAUUCAUGGUAGUAAUGGAGACUAAUCACUACCACUUCAUUGGCAACUGUCUGUAGGGUCAGAAUAAAACUUACCCAGAAGUCUGGAAUCCUAAUAACUCCUAUUUUUACCCGUUUCCAAUUUCCCUAUUAUUUUUCCCUUUUUUCACUGAUUCAUACAUAUGUAUGUGUGUGUGUAUAUAUUAAAUAAGAACAGUUUAGUGCAAGAAAACCCAGGCCCCGGUCUGAGAAGGCAGUAUAUAUGCGAGAUAUAAGAAGUGUGUGAUCUUCUAUGAAGCAUUGUGUCUGACAGUAAAAGAGCUACUUCUUUUAGUUCUAACAGAGACAGAAGAUUGCUGCUUUUUGAGGUGGGCUUUUUGAGUUUUAUGUGUGUUUGGUAACUUGAUCUACGCACAAUGGAGGGAGUGCUUUGGAAGCUUCAAAAUGACUAGUCUGCACUGUUGGUUUUGGAAACUUGACAUUAAGUGUGUUAUGAAAACUGUAAUUGCUACUAAAUCUGGUAGAUGUUUCAUGCUGCUCCAUGAGUUUACUGUCUUCUGUUUCAUCUUUCCUAGUUUGAGAAUUGUUUUUUUCUGUAUUGUUUUGUCAUUCAAACAAAAAGGAGACUCAAAUAAAUAUACUUUUCUUAA
This is a messenger RNA of Meleagris gallopavo (turkey), 3094 nucleotides long. It is a transcript of the gene HCCS, whose product is annotated as holocytochrome c synthase. The record is from RefSeq and is a predicted model, not a curated record. Gene Ontology annotation, biological process: cytochrome c-heme linkage. Gene Ontology annotation, molecular function: holocytochrome-c synthase activity. Gene Ontology annotation, cellular component: mitochondrion. NCBI's taxonomy places the organism in Eukaryota, Metazoa, Chordata, Aves, Galliformes, Phasianidae.